Molecule: messenger RNA, 1793 nt
Organism: Equus caballus (horse)
Lineage: Eukaryota; Metazoa; Chordata; Mammalia; Perissodactyla; Equidae
Gene: ECHDC1
Product: ethylmalonyl-CoA decarboxylase 1
Biological process (GO): fatty acid beta-oxidation
Cellular component (GO): cytosol
Molecular function (GO): catalytic activity
Source: RefSeq, marked validated
UAUUACUGAAACAGCCAAUCCUUUCUCGACGUUUGUCUGGUUCUUGCCUGAAAACUGAGUGGAUUACUUUGGGCUGACGCAAAAGCAGUGAUGAGCGUUCCAGUAAGAGAAACCAGCUCGAACAACGGAAUGGAGUCGAAACAGGAAAUGGCAAGAAGUCUUUUGAAGACAUCGUCUAUGUCUAUAAGAACAAAAUUGCUGCAUAAAACCGGAGUGUCACUUUAUGAUACAUCUCAUGGCUUCCAUGAAGAAGUUGUUAAAAAAAAGCUUCAGCAGUUUCCCGGUGGAUCUGUUGACCUUCAGAGGGAAGACAGUGGCAUUGGCAUUCUUACUCUGAACAAUCCAAGUAAAAUGAAUGCCUUCUCAGGUGUUAUGAUGCUACAACUUCUGGAAAGAGUGAUUGAACUGGAAAGUUGGACAGAGGGGAAAGGUCUCAUUGUCCGUGGGGCAAAAAGUACUUUCUCCUCAGGAUCUGAUCUGAAUGCUGUGAAAGCACUAGGAACUCCAGAGGAUGGAGUGGCCAUGAGUAUGUUCAUGCAAAACACCUUAACAAGACUUAUGAGACUUCCUUUAGUAAGUGUUGCACUGGUUCAAGGUCGGGCAAUGGGUGGAGGAGCAGAAGUUACUACGGCAUGUGAUUUCAGAUUAAUGACGAGAGAGAGUGAGAUCAGAUUUGUCCACAAGGAGAUGGGUAUAGUGCCAAGUUGGGGUGGUGCUGCCCGGCUGGUCAACAUAAUUGGCAACAGAGAAGCUCUCAAAGUGUUAACUGGGGCCCUCAAACUGGAUUCAAAAAAAGCUUUAGACAUAGGAAUGGUCGAAGAGGUCUUGCAGUCUUCAGAUGAAACUGAAUCUCUAGAAGAGGCACAAGAGUGGCUAAAGCAGUUUAUCAAAGGGCCACCGGAAGUAAUUAGAGCUUUGAAAAGAUCUGUUUCUUCAGGCAAAGAGCUUUGUUUAGAAGAGGCAUUACAGAACGAAAGAGAUCUUUUAGGAACACUUUGGGGUGGACCUGCAAAUUUAGAGGCUAUUGCUAGGAGAGCAAAAUUUAAUAAAUAGUUUUUUAAAAUAUGAUGUACUACAACUAAAACUCCAAUGAUUAAUGUGUAUAAAAAUCAAAUGACAUUAAAUAUGAAUGUCAGAAUUACUUUGAAGGCUACCACUGGUAUUUGGGUUUGUUUUUAAUAAUUUUUUGAGUACCCAAUCUCGCUGGCCUAGUUGUCAGUAUAUUUGGUUAUUUACCAAGUAAUCUGGAACAUUUGGCUAUACAAAACUUUUGGCUUAAAAAUUGUUAUCAAUUCUCAAAUUCCCAUAAUAGUUCUUAGCCUAUAACUGAAGAUCACUUUUCAAAAGGAAAAACUUGUACAUAAAACCUAUUCCUGGGGUUAUUUUUCAUGAAGUCUUUGUUCUGUCUUACCUGGGAACAACUUAUAAAAAUAACUGAAUGAACCUUGCAGCUGAAGAACAACAGUGGAGAGGGAUCGGGGACAAGACUAUAAGGAAAGAUACGAUCAAUCAUUUUUUUCUGCUCUAUGCAGCUGGAAUAAAGAAAUCACAGGGAAUGGCCCUUCUUUUAAAUAAAGAUGCUUCCCACCUCACCCACCUACAAAUCUGGAGCCUUAUUUAUUUGAUCUUUUUAAUAAAUAGUUUUCUUCUAUUUUAGAUUAUCUAUUGAACAGUGAUAGCCCCCACAUGGAAAGUUUAUUGAUGGUACAAAAUUGCACAUUCAUUUGUAUGUCCUGGAAUUUCUAAACAAGUAGUAAGUAGUACUGUUUAUGUAGUAAUAAAAUUUAACUCCA